AUCUCUUUCUUGAUCACAAAUAUAUAUACAUAAUUCAACCAUCCCCCAUUCUUACGUACAUAUACCAUUUUCCUUAUUCCUAGCUAGCUAGGGUUUCUAUUCCCUUCUUUCACAUGGACAAAGAAGACAACAACUACGUGGAAGGGCUUCAUGGAAAAUAUUCGGGUUUUGGGUAUCAUAGUAGUAGUAGUACUUUUGAUGAUCGUCACGAACAUGAAGCGCCCAAUGGAAACAAUAACCAAAUCGUGGAUUACAUGCUCAAUAAUUUAUCUCAAUCGACACAAGCGUCGCCAGGAUUGAGUUUCGCAGAUGUUAUGCAACUCGCAGAUCUUGGCCCUAAGUUAGGGCUUAAUCACACCAAACUUGCCACAGAAGGUGACGGGCAUGUAGAUCAUGGAACUGGAAUUGUCGACCCGAUUGACUUCUUGAAGUUUCCCGUCUUGAAUGAUAAGAUUCAAAUGGUUGAUCAUCGUCAUGACCAAUCUCUUAUGGUGUUUAAACCUCAAGAAGAAGAAAGUGGAGACGUUAGCAAAGAUAUUAUUAGGGUUAGUGAUGAAAAAGUGGGAAAAUGUCAUGAUAAUGAAACAAAGAAAAGCUCUAUGCAUCAAAUUCUAGCUAUUCAUGGUGACAUCCCAUCUCAAAGCCCGACCGGCGAGACAAAAGGCAAGAGAAAGAGGCCGAGAACGAUAAAGACAAGCCAAGAAGUGGAGAGUCAAAGGAUGACUCACAUUGCCGUGGAGAGGAACAGAAGGAAGCAAAUGAACGAGCAUCUUAGAGUUUUGAGAUCUCUUAUGCCCGGUUCAUACGUACAAAGGGGUGACCAAGCCUCUAUAAUAGGUGGAGCUAUUGAGUUUGUUAGAGAAUUGGAACAACUCCUACAAUGCCUCGAAUCUCAAAAGAGGAGACGUUUAUAUGGAGAUCUCCCGAGUCAACCGGGGGACCCUUCCUCGUCUUCCCCCGGACAAGCUCUUGCAGUUGUCGGCGCACAACAAACACUACCUCAACUAAUCUUUCCAAAUAACCACGAUCAACUUAGGCUCAUGGAAUUGGAGGCGGCGGGGAUCCAAGAAGAGAUGGCGGAGAGUAAGUCAUGUUUGGCUGAUGUGGAAGUAAAAAUGUUAGGGUUUGAUGCCAUGAUCAAGAUCUUGUCUAGGAGGAGGCCAGGUCAACUAACUAAGGCCAUUGAGGCAUUAGAAGAACAUCUUCAGAUGAAUAUUCUCCACACCAACAUUACUACUAUGGAGCAAACCGUUCUCUAUUCCUUCAAUGUCAAGGUCGGGAGUGAAGCAAUGUUUACCGCAGAAGAUAUUGCUAAUUCGGUCCAACAGAUAUUCGGCUUCAUCCAUGCUAAUACACUAGAAGUGCUGCAUCCGUAAAAUGUGAUAAUUUGUUCUCGGAUGAAUAACAAUAUUUAGUUUGAUGUCGCAGUUGUUAUUGUUGUGUUCUUGAUGAUUUCAUUAUGCAUGAAAUUGAUGAUUAAUAUUGUAAUUAAUUAAAGCAAUAUUGCUAGCUGCCUUGCAAAGUUUAUGACAACUAUCUUUUUAUUUAUAAACAUAACUAUGAUAUUUCUUGUCUU
This is a messenger RNA of Impatiens glandulifera, 1576 nucleotides long. RefSeq names its product transcription factor FAMA-like. Gene Ontology annotation, molecular function: DNA-binding transcription factor activity; protein dimerization activity. Gene Ontology annotation, biological process: stomatal complex development; positive regulation of DNA-templated transcription; guard cell differentiation. The record is from RefSeq and is a predicted model, not a curated record. The transcript has 4 exons. Gene Ontology annotation, cellular component: nucleus. Lineage: Eukaryota; Viridiplantae; Streptophyta; Magnoliopsida; Ericales; Balsaminaceae. Bases 114 to 1376 code for a protein of 420 amino acids.